Molecule: messenger RNA, 1278 nt
Organism: Rhagoletis zephyria (snowberry fruit fly)
Lineage: Eukaryota; Metazoa; Arthropoda; Insecta; Diptera; Tephritidae
Source: RefSeq, a predicted model, not a curated record
UUGAUGAGCCUCAACUCUGACGUGCUGCCGCAGUACCGCCAGGAAGCGCCAAAGACACCUCCACAUAUCCUCCUGCACUACUGUGCGUUCAAGGCAAUCUGGGACUGGGUCAUACUCUGUCUUACCUUUUACACUGCCAUUAUGGUCCCCUACAAUGUGGCGUUCAAGAAUAAGACUUCGGAGGACGUCAGUCUUCUCGUACUUGACAGUAUUGUCGAUGUGAUAUUUUUCAUUGAUAUUGUGCUCAACUUUCACACCACUUUUGUCGGCCCCGGCGGCGAGGUGGUCUCCGACCCGAAGAUCAUUCGCGUCAACUACCUGCGCAGCUGGUUCGUCAUUGACCUGCUCUCGUGCCUACCCUAUGACAUCUUCAACGCCUUCGACCACACCGAAGAUCAAGGAAUCGGUAGCCUCUUUAGCGCCUUAAAAGUCGUCCGCCUGCUUCGACUGGGCCGGGUGGUGCGCAAGCUCGACAGGUACCUCGAAUACGGUGCUGCCAUGCUCAUUCUCCUGCUGUGCUUCUACAUGCUGGUGGCGCACUGGUUCGCCUGCAUCUGGUACAGCAUCGGCCGCGGCGACUCGGAGAACCAGCUCACCUACAGCUGGCUCUGGAAGCUGGGCUAUGUCACGCAGAAUCCAUUCCACUUAAGGCCGAACAAUGUGACGAUGAAGUUAGAGCUGGAGGGCGGCCCGGACCGCUCGACGAUGUACAUUACCUCGUUGUACUUUACGAUGACCUGCAUGACCAGCAUCGGCUUUGGCAACGUCGCCCCCGAGACGGACAACGAGAAGGUCUUCACCAUCUGCAUGAUGGUCAUUGGAGCCCUCCUCUACGCGACCAUCUUUGGCCACGUGACUACGAUCAUCCAGCAGAUGACCAGCGCCACGGCCAAGUACCACGACAUGCUCAACAACGUGCGGGAGUUUAUGAAGCUGCACGAGCUGCCGAAGGCGCUCAGCGAGCGGGUGAUGGACUACGUCGUCUCCACCUGGGCCAUGUCGAAGGGCAUCGACACGAAGAAGGUGCUCAGCUACUGUCCGAAGGACAUGACGGCGGACAUCUGCGUGCACCUCAACCGGAAGGUCUUCAAUGAGCACCCUGCCUUUCGGCUGGCCAGCGACGGCUGCCUCCGGGCGAUGGCCAUGUACUUCAGCAUGGACCACUCCGCGCCCGGUGAUCUGCUGUACCACGUCGGCGAGUCGAUUGACUCGCUGUGCUUUGUCAUCAGCGGCUCGCUGGAGGUCAUUCAAGAUGAGGAGGUUAUUAGUAGCCCUUGA